CCGCAUUCCGAACCUCCACCAUGCCCCCUCUCCCCUCCGCCACCCAUGCCCUAACAAACCGCCUGAACGCCCUCUCCGAAUCGAACAAAGCAAUCCUCCAGCUCAUCCAACGCUUAGCGAAAUUAGACUUCCAGCCCGGAUCGCAGCCGCUGAACGACGAGGAGGGCGAUGUCCGAAUAGAACUUUCUGCGGAGAUACACGAGAGCUUGAAGCAAAUCGAGGAGGAGCUUGAGUUGCUAAGGCAGGAAGUUGAGGACGUUGUUCAGGGUAUCGGAACAACUGCGAGACGGAGAGAUAGUACGAGGGAGAGUGAGAGAUCACGACUUGCGGUGCUACUAGCAAGGUUGACAGAGGAUUUAAGAUCCUCCCGGAGUCAAUACCGCAAAGCCCAACUUACCGCCAAACACAACGCCGAUCGCGCCAAACUCAAAGAACGCGAACUUCUCUUCUCGAGCCUACAAUCCGGUUCUUCUACCCCAUCGUCUACCCACCGUCGUAGAAAUAAUCCCCAACUCCCUGAAGGCGAGAUCGUCACACAGGUAUCGUCGGAUGUGACAGCGGCCCUUCGGAGAACACACCAGUUGAUGCAAAGCGAGCUUUCGCGUUCAAGAUUCGCACAAGAAACGCUCGAGCAGUCUACCGCUGCCCUCGCAGACCUUGGAGAGAAGUACUCGGAUCUGAAUACUCUGCUUGCGAGCAGCAAGACUUUGGUCACAACACUUUUCAAGAGCACCAAGAGUGACACGUGGUAUCUUGAGACUACCUUCUACAUACUCAUCACAACAGUCAUCUGGCUGAUCUUCCGCCGCUGGUUCUACGGACCACUUUCGUGGUUUAUCAUUUGGCCCCUCAAGGUCCUUUUCCGCGUCCUAUUCGCUAUCGUCGGCAUCUCCUCUAGCGCAACCGCGAAAUCAAGCGUCGCCGCACCAUCACAACCCUCAACAAGCCUCAUCGUCAAACCUAGCGCGACAGGCGAGAUACCCAAACGCCCGAUCGGCAAUAACAAACCGCACUACGUACGUGUCGGAGGCGGCGGCAGGGGCUACAUGCAAGAUCCUAGCCCACCGCAAUCACUAUCACAACAAGUCGGACAAAUGGCGGAACAAAAUCAACAGCAGCAGAAUGUAGAGGAGCAUCCUCAGUUGAGGGAGCAGAAUCAGCAGGGUGAGAACAACGGGCCAGUGGUCAGAGGUGACGGCACCGUGCUGCAGGAAUCAGAUCGCCCGCGGAAUCCGAAGAAACGGAUCUGGGAAGAGAAUGUAGAGAGUGCGAAGUUUGAGGAGAAGCAGAGGGAAGCGGAGCAGGAGCUGCUGCAGUCACAGGCAGAAGCGGAGGGAAAGGUGCGUAGGAAGAGGGAUGAGCUGUGAGUCUCCUUCCGGGUGAGGCAGCGCUAUGUCUAUAGCUAUAUCCUAUGAGUCCAUGAUUAUCAAGUUCGUGCAUGUGCUUUAAAGUUCAUUAUUCUCUUUUUUUGCUCUAGAGUUGAUAGCCUUCAGACUCCGCGGGCACACUUCUGCUUUUAGCACUUACUUUUUUUAUUGCUCUCCUCCGCUUUCCCUGCUAAGCCCACGUUUUUCAUCUUA
Molecule: messenger RNA, 1580 nt
Organism: Trematosphaeria pertusa
Lineage: Eukaryota; Fungi; Ascomycota; Dothideomycetes; Pleosporales; Trematosphaeriaceae
Product: Sec20-domain-containing protein
Exons: 2
Coding region: 21-1367 (448 amino acids)
Biological process (GO): retrograde vesicle-mediated transport, Golgi to endoplasmic reticulum
Cellular component (GO): SNARE complex; endoplasmic reticulum
Molecular function (GO): SNAP receptor activity
Source: RefSeq, a predicted model, not a curated record